AUGGCGCCCAGCCUAACUGACGGCGCCAAGUGCAGUAUCUUCCUGGUCCUGUUUACUUUUUCUUUGUUGCUGCAAGAGGCAAAGCAUCGCGAAACAUACACCAGUGAGGUGCCACUCGAGUCAGAAACCGCAGAUGACCGUGUCACGUAUGUAGAUGAGGACAACACUAGUAUCAGCGGUGGCCACGGCACUCCUGACCCAGCAGUCAGUAAUACAGAAGCCUCUUCAACACCUACUGCUGUUUCCAAUGCACUCCCACCUGGCAGUUGUGCAGAAAUGAGAGAUUCUACCUCUCAGGGCUGUGACAUCUCCACCACUAGCUGUUCUUCCAGAGCCCCUGACGAAGACAGAGCGAUUUCACACAAUGCUCCACUGCCGCCUCAGGGGUCUCUGGAGGCUGAAGGUGCUCAUUCUGACACACAACACAGAGCCAACCGUACAAACCCAGCAUGCAACUUGUCUAGCUUUGGAAUCCUGUCCUCCGCACUUGGCGAUCCCUCAAAUCCUAGAACAGGUUGGCUUAGAAAGUCUUUUUACUGCAGAAAAACACACAGUGGGGCAGCAGCUGCUCUAAGGCUGCUUCAGCCACAAAAGACACCGUAUCAGGUGCCAGUCACGAAGAUGAAAGCCAAGCCACUCCAUGUACAACCUUAUGAUGCAACCAGUUUAACAGCUCGCAGGUCACUGUGCUUUCUAGAGAUGUCAAGUUCUUUCACAAGUGUGGAAAGAAUUCCUCAUGUUUUUUCUUCUCUGAAUUCUCUUGAUAGGAGCGGGAUGGAUAUCACAGAUAUGCAGGUCAAAAGAGCCAAGGGGUGCUCUCCAUAUCUCCCUGUUCAGAGCCCCACAUCCCUGGAGCCUGUUUCCACAGGAACAAAAAACACUGUUCCUUUUAAACUACCUCUGACCUCAUCUAGUGAACUAAGGGAGACUGGUCCAAGAAUAGAUAAAGAGGACAGUGAUGGAAAUAAAAAUAUGAUACCCAGCCAAAAUAGACAAUCAGAAAGUGGCUUUCCACACCCAAAUUUCAGUUUCCUUGCAGCCCAUGGCUCAUCUUCUGGAGGAAGUGGUGGAGGUGUUAAGAUGGGACAAGAGGUUGUUUCUGAACCACUAGAGGAGGAAAAUGAAGUACCAGUGAUGCCAAAAAUCUCUGCACUGAUCAGCAGUUCUUCAGUGCCCACCAUGACUCUUAAUUCUGCUGAGAUCACAGCUUCUCCUCCAUCUUCCAUGAGUUCUUCUCAGUCAUCAGCAAACAAGGUGCAAACAACCUCUCCCAGCAGCACCGGAAGUCCCUUGUUUACGUUUUCACCUCCUCCCACUGUAAUAUCUGCAGCGGCGGUUGUACUGCCUCCAUCAUUUCCUGCAUUUAUAUUUAGUGUGCCCAUUGCAAACACAGAACUUUCUGGCUCUAGCAGGGCUUUCAAACCAAUUCUAAAGAGUUCCACUCAAGACAUCACUGCACUGAACAGAACUAACUGUGAGAGGCAAAAUGAGGACUCACAGAGCCUUUUAAGACCUGCAAAACUCCUGAAAGAAGGAGGCGUCCUAGAUGUUGGUAAAAGCCCUGUAGCUCUCACAGGUCAAAAGCUAGAGUCUCUUACUGCUCGGCUUACCACAGUGCGGCCAGUGGUUUAUACAAAACCAGCAAGCAGUACCUUUUCUUCCAGUGCAAUCAGCUGUGAGGAAUGUGUAAAAGCUGCAUCGUUCUGGAAGUGUGAUACAUGUCUGUUCCAGAACAAUGUAAAACUGCCACCAGGAGAAAGCGCUAAACACACUGGAAUUGGGACAUCAAGCAAAAGUGGCAAAGCAACUCUGCCUGCAUCACGGACAGGCUCUGGAGAUAAAUUUGAAUUAGCAAGAGGAACCUGGGAUUGUGAUACCUGUUUAGUACAAAAUAAAUGUGAGGCAAGGAGAUGUGUGGCUUGUGAAACACCCAAACCUCAAAUUGCUGUGAAGCCAGUCCUCAGGGGGACAGCGGUUUCAGAAGGUGCAUUCACUAGGACUAAGUCAUCUUCCUGCAGCACUGUUACGUCUGGUACCUUAUGAUUGGGAGGUAAAAUCAAUAGGCCUGUGGGAUCUUGGCUGUGCCCACUACGCUGUGUUUCUAAUAACGCAGAAGACAACAAAUGUGUGUCCUGUAUGUUGGUGAAACCAGCAAGUUUAGCCCCUGCUUCCAGUAGCAGUGGGGCACGUCUGUCUUCUGGAGACCACCUAGGAUUGGACAAGUGGAAAAGGCCUGAGGAGAAAUGGGACUGGGAAUCACGCCUAGUGCAGGAUAAAGCAGACUCUACCAAACGUGUAGCAUGUGAACAGGCCAGGCCAGGCACAAAAUCUCACUUUCAAGGACGGGACACAUCUUCCUCAUCUCUGAAUCCAGCAACCUCGUCCUUCAAAUGUGGUGUCCCUUCAUUCUCUUCUGGGCCUUCUCAGACCAUCACAAACAGUGGAAAUUUUAAAUAUGGAGAUCAGGGAGGAUUCAAAGGAAGUGUAUCAUCUGACUCUGGGUCUAUGCAGCCCAGGAGUGAAGGCUUUAACAUUUGUAAACCCACUGGAGAUUCUACAUUUGGAGUUUUAACUGAUUCUAACUGUAAAGAAGUUAAACUAUGUGGUAAGAAUGAUAAUAAUUUUAACUCUAGACUUAAUUUUGGUUAGCAAGGAAGGAAAGAACAGCUGACAAAGUGCAUUUUUGCUUCUGGAGCGCUGAAACGAGCAUCACAGCUGACUGAGGUGCAGUAAAGCCUGUUUUCUGUUUCCUGAACAACAGUUCCUCUGGUU
Messenger RNA from Fukomys damarensis (Damara mole-rat), 2772 nucleotides. RefSeq names its product nuclear pore complex protein Nup153-like. Gene Ontology annotation, biological process: RNA export from nucleus; protein import into nucleus. NCBI's taxonomy places the organism in Eukaryota, Metazoa, Chordata, Mammalia, Rodentia, Bathyergidae. Gene Ontology annotation, molecular function: structural constituent of nuclear pore. Gene Ontology annotation, cellular component: nuclear pore. The record is from RefSeq and is a predicted model, not a curated record.